GAAAUAGAAGAUACGUAUAAGGCAUUAGAAGCAGUUCAUCGGAUCUUACCUGAGCUGAACGUAAAGAAUUCUCUAGGUCCCGAUGAAAUCCACCCGGCAAUUGUCAACCGGAUCGCGGAUAUAGUAGCGGGACCGCCAAGCGAGUUAUACGAAGCCAGCCUAGAUCAAGGCAAGCUACCGAGAGACUGGAAAACAGCUGCAAUUAUUGCCAUUCACAAGGUAAGCGCACAAUCCCAGCUUAAGAUUAAAGCCGGUGAGGCUUACGAGUAUAUUGCGGAAGUGCCCUGA
Messenger RNA from Echinostoma caproni, 288 nucleotides. The record is from the annotation of a GenBank genome assembly. Lineage: Eukaryota; Metazoa; Platyhelminthes; Trematoda; Plagiorchiida; Echinostomatidae.